AAGACAGCCAGGGUGGUGACUUCCGGCUUGCUGAAGAAAGUUGAGCUGGGGAGGUUUGCUGGCUCCUGGGUUUUGCAAAAUGGAUAGCCAGGGAAGGAAAGUGGUGGUUUGUGACAAUGGAACCGGGUUUGUGAAGUGUGGCUAUGCAGGCUCCAACUUCCCCGAGCACAUCUUCCCUGCCUUGGUGGGCAGGCCAAUCAUUCGCUCCACAGCCAAAGUGGGCAACAUUGAGAUUAAGGACCUGAUGGUGGGCGACGAGGCCAGCGAGCUGCGCUCCAUGCUGGAGGUGAACUACCCCAUGGAGAACGGCAUCGUGAGGAACUGGGACGACAUGAAGCACCUGUGGGACUACACCUUCGGGCCUGAGAAGCUCAACAUCGACUCCAGGAACUGCAAGAUCCUGCUCACCGAGCCGCCCAUGAACCCCACUAAGAACCGAGAGAAGAUCAUCGAGGUGAUGUUUGAGACGUAUCAGUUCUCAGGGGUCUACAUUGCUAUCCAGGCUGUGCUGACGCUCUACGCCCAAGGCCUGCUGACAGGUGUUGUGGUGGACUCUGGGGACGGUGUGACACACAUCUGUCCGGUGUACGAGGGCUUCAGCUUGCCCCAUCUGACACGACGCCUGGACAUCGCUGGGAGGGACAUAACCCGCUACCUCAUUAAGCUGUUGUUGCUGAGGGGCUAUGCGUUCAACCACUCUGCAGACUUUGAGACGGUGCGAAUGAUGAAGGAGAAGCUGUGCUACGUGGGUUACAACAUCCAACAGGAGCAGAAACUGGCUCUGGAGACCACCGUGCUGGUCGAGUCCUACCAGCUCCCAGACGGCAGGGUGAUCAAGGUGGGAGGGGAGCGUUUCGAGGCUCCAGAGGCUUUGUUCCAGCCUCAUCUCAUUAACGUAGAGGGAGUCGGGGUGGCAGAGCUGCUCUUCAACACUAUCCAUGCAGCAGACAUCGACACCAGGUCUGAGUUCUAUAAACACAUAGUGUUGUCGGGGGGUUCCACCAUGUAUCCAGGUCUUCCAUCUCGACUAGAGAGAGAGCUCAAACAGCUCUACCUGGAACGCGUGCUGAAAGGCGACGUGGACAAACUCUCGAAAUUUAAGAUCCGCAUCGAGGACCCGCCGCGGCGUAAGCACAUGGUGUUCCUGGGUGGGGCCGUGCUGGCGGACAUCAUGAAGGACAAAGAUAACUUCUGGCUGACCAGGGAGGAGUACCAGGAGAAAGGUGUCAGGGUGCUGGAGAAACUGGGAGUCACUGUCAGAUAAAGACCUCUACAAUGUUAAAGACCACACACACACACACACACACACACACAAACAUAUAAAUAUCCAUAUAUUCACACAAACACUGAAGGGUCAUCAUAGAGAAGCACCUAGAAUGGUGUAUGUGUAAAACACACAGACACACCCGGUUUCCUCCGCCAUGGCAGACUAGAUAUCUAUUUAUCCUUCUUCCUCCUCUAUACAACAGAAUCACGGCAUCACCGCAGGGAGUGAUGACUCCAGCCCUCCUUCUCUCCUCCUGAUGGCCUAGUAUAGUUUAGCUCAGGGUUGGUAGGAGAGUCCAGGACACCACUCCUCCAGCCCUCCUCCUCUCCUCCUGUCGUCUGAAGGCCUAGUAUAGUUUAGCUCAGGGUUAGUAGGAGAGUUCAGGACACCACUCCUCCAGCCCUCCUCCUCUCCUCCUGUCGUCUGAAGGCCUAGUAUAGUUUAGCUCAGGGUUGGUAGGAGAGUCCAGGACACCACUCCUCCAGCCCUCCUCCUCUCCUCCUGUCGUCUGAUGGCCUAGUAUAGUUUAGCUCAGGGUUGGUAGGAGAGUUCAGGACACCACUCCUCCAGCCCUCCUCCUCUCCUCCUGUCGUCUGAAGGCCUAGUAUAGUUUAGCUCAGGGUUGGUAGGAGAGUUCAAGACACCACUCCUCCAGCCCUCCUCCUGUCCUCCUGUCGUCUGAUGGCCUAGUAUAGUUUAGCUCAGGGUUGGUAGGAGAGUUCAGGACACCACUCCUCCAGCCCUCCUCCUCUCCUCCUGUCGUCUGAUGGCCUAGUAUAGUUUAGCUCAGGGUUGGUAGGAGAGUUCAGGACACCACUCCUCCAGCCCUCCUCCUCUCCUCCAGUCGUCUGAAGGCCUAGUAUAGUUUAGCUCAGGGUUGGUAGGAGAGUUCAGGACACCACUCCUCCAGCCCUCCUCCUCUCCUCCUGUCGUCUGAUGGCCUAGUAUAGUUUAGCUCAGGGUUGGUAGGAGAGUUCAGGACACCACUCCUCCAGCCCUCCUCCUCUCCUCCAGUCGUCUGAAGGCCUAGUAUAGUUUAGCUCAGGGUUGGUAGGAGAGUUCAGGACACCACUCCUCCAGCCCUCCUCCUGUCGUCUGAAGGCAUAGUAUAGUUUAGCUCAGGGUUGGUAGAGUUCACGGUGGAUAUCAAGUCUCCUGAAGAAAGAAAUUCACAUUUUCACAACACGGUGAAAGCAAUAUGGUGGAAAGUUAGUCAAGGACUCUAUUUCCACACUAUGCUUUUUUUUCAGACUUUAAUCUUAAUGCAGACGAGGAGACGAGGAGAACAACGUUAGACUAUUGAGACCCACCCCUAGAACAGUUAAACCUCUCGUCUCCUUACCAAUCACUUCAAACUUCCCUGUUCUCUUCAUAAAGGAGGAGCUAGAAGAUGUCCCUAAUCGCUGAUGCAGGGUCAGAUGUUAUAAAGGAGUCGCUAGAAGCUGUCCCUAAUCGCUGAUGCAGGGUCAGAUGUUAUAAAGGAGUAGCUAGAAGCUGUCCCUAAUUGCUGAUGCAGGGUCAGAUGUUAUAAAGGAGUCGCUAGAAGCUGUCCCUAAUCGCUGAUGCAGGGUCAGAUGUUAUAAAGGAGGAGCUAGAAGCUGUCCCUAAUCGCUGAUGCAGGGUCAGAUGUUAUAAAGGAGGAGCUAGAAGCUGUCCCUAAUCGCUGAUGCAGGGUCAGAUGUUAUAAAGGAGUCGCUAGAAGCUGUCCCUAAUCGCUGAUGCAGGGUCAGAUGUUAUAAAGGAGUCGCUAGAAGCUGUCCCUAAUCGCUGAUGCAGGGUCAGAUGUUAUAUAGGAGUCGCUAGAAGCUGUCCCUAAUCGCUGAUGCAGGGUCAGAUGUUAUAAAGGAGUCGCUAGAAGCUGUCCCUAUUCGCUGAUGCAGGGUCAGAUGUUAUAAAGGAGUCGCUAGAAGCUGUCUCUAAUCGCUGAUGCAGGGUCAGAUGUUAUCUCAUUUCCCAAAUGGUUAAAGGGAUAGUGUGAGAUUUUGGCAAUUAAGGCCUUUUUUCUACUUACCCCAGAGUCAGAUGAAUUUAUGGACACCAAAACAGGCUGAAAUUUCAGGCAGUCUUUUCAAACAGCUCUGACAUUAAAGGGGCAUUAUCGUCAUUUUAACAAUUUCACAGUAUUAUUCCAACCUCAUAGUGUGGAAAUAGGUUAUAUAAAAAAACAAGUAAAUCACUUUUUUUUUGACUGCACUGGUCCUUUAAGGUCAGGGUACGGUUAGGGUUGACUGAUCCUAUAUCUGUGGUUAUUUAGAGGCAACCUACCAUCAGCUUUCUAGGACGUCACAAUCAGGAGGUAUCUCAAACAGGCAUUGGCCAGUCCAGUAUAUACACAAACCAUUAUUCAUUGAGGACUGAUCAUGUUUUUCUAUGGUGUUUUGUAUAUCAUGAUUUAUUCAUUUCUCUUUUUGGGAGAGGGAUGUCUUGAUUCUUCUGUUGGAUGUAUACAGAUCCUCUUUACCUUAAAACAUUUUUUACAUAAUUUUAAUUUUUUGUGUUGCACGACCAUUUUAAAAUGUGGUAUAUGUCAUAUGAAAAUUCCUCCUUGUUUUUAAUGAAGAAUUGAUGAUGAUGAUGAUAGUGAAGAUGAUUAUAAGGGCCAUGACCCCUGACCUUAGUGACGGGAGUGGGGUUGUGUGAGGGUCAUGAUAUAAAAACAUGGUUCAAUCUGAAAGUUGUACUAUAUUAGGUCAGUUCCAGUCGAGCUGGAAUGACGUGGUUAUGUGCCACGUCAUCAACUUCACAGUCGGGUAUCAGAUUGCUACAUCUUACGGUAACUGUUUCCCAGACACAGAUUUGUCCUGGACUAAACAUUCUGGAUGGAGGUUUUUAAUUGGAGUACAUUAUGAAUCCAGUACCAGGUUGAAUCUGUCCGGUUAACUGGAUCUAGGUGUGGUUUAACUGGAUCUAGGUGUGGUUUAACUGGAUCUAGGUGUGGGUUAACUGGAUCUAGGUGUGGGUUAACUGGAUCUAGAUGUGGUUUAACUGGAUCUAGAUGUGGUUUAACUGGAUCUAGGUGUGGGUUAACUGGAUCUAGGUGUGGUUUAACUGGAUCUAGGUGUGGGUUAACUGGAUCUAGGUGUGGGUUAACUGGAUCUAGGUGUGGGUUAACUGGAUCUAGGUGUGGGUUAACUGGAUCUAGGUGUGGUUUAACUGGAUCUAGGUGUGGUUUAACUGGAUCUAGGUGUGGUUUAACUGGAUCUAGGUGUGGUUUAACUGGAUCUAGGUGUGGGUUAACUGGAUCUAGGUGUGGGUUAACUGGAUCUAGGUGUGGGUUAACUGGAUCUAGGUGUGGGUUAACUGGAUCUAGAUGUGGUUAACUGGAUCUAGGUGUGGGUUAACUGGAUCUAGGUGUGGGUUAACUGGAUCUAGGUGUGGGUUAACUGGAUCUAGGUGUGGGUUAACUGGAUCUAGGUGUGGGUUAACUGGAUCUAGGUGUGGGUUAACUGGAUCUAGGUGCGGGUUAACUGGAUCUAGGUGCGGGUUAACUGGAUCUAGGUGCGGGUUAACUGGAUCUAGGUGCGGGUUAACUGGAUCUAGGUGCGGGUUAACUGGAUCUAGGUGCGGGUUAACUGGAUCUAGGUGCGGGUUAACUGGAUCUAGGUGCGGGUUAACUGGAUCUAGGUGCGGUUUAACUGGAUCUAGGUGCGGGUUAACUGGAUCUAGGUGCGGGUUAACUGGAUCUAGGUGUGGGUUAACUGGAUCUAGGUGUGGGUUAACUGGAUCUAGGUGUGGGUUAACUGGAUCUAGGUGUGGGUUAACUGGAUCUAGGUGUGGGUUAACUGGAUCUAGGUGUGGGUUAACUGGAUCUAGGUGUGGGUUAACUGGAUCUAGGUGUGGGUUAACUGGAUCUAGGUGUGGGUUAACUGAUAUGUUACACACCUCUCCAGACGUUGAGGUCUGGCAGGCCACUGAAGCGUGAUCAGCUUGGAACAUGUCCUCUGAGACGUAGUAAAAAAGCUGGUAUUUAAGUCCACUAGUCCGGCUCUCACCACCACAACAUGAUGUAUAUUGGAGGCACCCCCCCCCCCCCCCCCCCCCGAGCCUAAUAUAAUAUGUGUUGUUUUCAUAAAUGUUCUAUCCAGUGCCAAGAGCAGUGAUUGUUAUCUGGAGCUUUUCAUGUUUUUAUUUGACGUUUCUGUCCUGUCUUUUUUUUUCUUUUCUUAUUGUUCAUAGUGUAACUGCCUAACGUCGCUGAUUUAAAUAAAGUAAAUUGAUUUAUAAUUAA
Molecule: messenger RNA, 5495 nt
Organism: Salvelinus fontinalis (brook trout)
Lineage: Eukaryota; Metazoa; Chordata; Actinopteri; Salmoniformes; Salmonidae
Product: actin-related protein 2-A-like
Exons: 9
Coding region: 80-1264 (394 amino acids)
Biological process (GO): Arp2/3 complex-mediated actin nucleation
Cellular component (GO): Arp2/3 protein complex; actin cortical patch
Molecular function (GO): actin filament binding
Source: RefSeq, a predicted model, not a curated record